Messenger RNA from Penicilliopsis zonata CBS 506.65, 2655 nucleotides. RefSeq lists its product as hypothetical. Lineage: Eukaryota; Fungi; Ascomycota; Eurotiomycetes; Eurotiales; Aspergillaceae. The coding region runs from base 1 to 2655 and encodes 884 amino acids. The record is from RefSeq and is a predicted model, not a curated record. Gene Ontology annotation, cellular component: COPI vesicle coat. The transcript is spliced from 6 exons. Gene Ontology annotation, biological process: intracellular protein transport; retrograde vesicle-mediated transport, Golgi to endoplasmic reticulum; intra-Golgi vesicle-mediated transport. Gene Ontology annotation, molecular function: protein binding; structural molecule activity.
AUGCGGUUGGACGUGAAGAGACAGCUCUUUGCUCGCUCUGAGCGGGUUAAGGGCAUUGACUUCCACCCGACUGAACCAUGGAUCCUGACAACUUUGUAUAGUGGUCACGUAUAUAUUUGGUCUUACGAGUCCCAGUCUAUCAUCAAAACUUUCGAGCUCACCGAUGUCCCCGUCCGAGCCGGUCGCUUCAUUGCGAGGAAGAACUGGAUUGUCUGCGGUUCGGAUGACUUCCAGCUCCGUGUCUACAAUUACAAUACCUCCGAGAAGAUCACCUCGUUUGAAGCUCACCCUGACUACAUUCGGUCGAUCGCGGUUCACCCCACCCAGCCAUUCGUCCUCACGGCUUCCGAUGACAUGACAAUUAAGCUCUGGGAUUGGGAGAAGGGCUGGAAGUGCGUCCAGGUGUUUGAAGGUCAUAGCCAUUAUGUGAUGGGUCUGGCAAUCAACCCGAAGGACACCAACACUUUCGCUUCGGCUUGUUUAGACCGGACCGUGAAGAUCUGGAGUCUUGGUUCACCUCACGCCAACUUCACCCUGGAGGCUCACGAGACCAAGGGCGUGAACCACGUCGAUUAUUACCCUCAGUCCGACAAGCCGUAUUUACUUACUACUUCGGACGACAAGACGGUCAAGGUGUGGGAUUACACAACCAAGGCUCUCAUUGCCACCCUGGAAGGACACACUAGCAACGUCUCGUUCGCUUGCUACCAUCCCGAGCUACCAGUGAUUAUCUCCGGAUCUGAGGAUGGAACGAUCAAGAUCUGGCACGCGAACACUUACAGACUGGAGCAGUCGUUAAGCUAUGGCCUUGAGCGAGCUUGGUGUAUCGCCUACCAGCGCGGUAAACAAGGUAUAGCCAUGGGUUUCGAUGAUGGUGCGGUGGUGGUUAAGAUGGGCCGGGAAGAACCCGCAGUUUCGAUGGAUAACUCGGGAAAGAUAAUUUGGGCAAGGCAUAACGAGGUAGUGUCGACGGUCAUCAAAGGUGGCGAUGAAAGCGUGAAGGACGGUACGCCUAUUUCUUUGCCCACUAAGGAAUUAGGAUCUUGUGAAAUUUAUCCUCAGACGCUGUCGCAUUCGCCAAACGGUCGGUUCGUCUCUGUUUGCGGCGAUGGAGAAUAUAUCAUCUAUACCGCUCUCGCCUGGAGAAACAAGGCCUUUGGGCAGGCUCUGGAUUUUGCCUGGGGAUCGAAGGACAACAGCAAUGAUUAUGCUAUCCGAGAAUCCACCACGAGUGUCAAGAUCUUCAAGAACUUCAAGGAGAAGAGUGGCGGUCUCGACGUUGGCUUCCAGGCUGAGGGUCUCGCCGGUGGUGUCCUGUUGGGUGUUAGAGGUCAGGGAGGCAUUGGCAUGUUUGACUGGGAAACCGGGAGCCUGGUUCGCCGCAUUGAGGUUGACCCUAAGGCAGUUUAUUGGUCUGAGUCAGGAGAGCUGGUUACUCUUGCCUGCGAAGAUACUUUCUAUGUCCUCCGGUUCUCUAGAGAAAACUACAUCAACGGUUUGAAUGCCGGCGAGGCGGAUGAAGAUGGCGUCGAAUCUGCUUUUGAAGUCGUCACCGAUAUCAACGAGACUGUGCGGACGGGCCAAUGGGUUGGAGAUUGCUUCAUCUACACAAACUCGACCAACCGGCUGAACUACCUGGUCGGCGACCAGACCUACACCAUCUCACACUUCGACCAGGGCAUGUACGUGCUAGGAUAUCUGCCCCGCGAUGGGCGGAUUUACUUGGCCAACAAGGAUGUCGAGGUGAUCUCUUUCGGUCUCUCUCUCCGGAUGGUUGAGUAUCAGACCUUGGUGCUGCGCGGCGACAUGGAUAUGGCUGCCGAGCUGCUGAGCGAUGUACCCCAGGACCAAAUGAACAAGAUCGCACGGUUCCUUGAAGGGCAAGGCUACAAGGAGAUGGCGCUAGAGGUUGCGACAGACACGGAGCACCGGUUCGAGCUUGCCCUCUCACUGAACAACCUGGAGAUCGCCCUUGAACUUGCCCGCGAAGCCAAUGUAGAGCAUAAAUGGAAGACUGUCGGAGAUGCGGCCCUGGCCGGCUGGAACCUGAACCUGGCCCAGGAAUGCUUCACCAACGCCAAGGACCUGGGAUCUCUUCUCCUGCUGCACACCGCUAGCGGCAACAAGGCCGGUCUCCAGUCAUUGGCCGAGCAGGCCUCCGCCGCCGGCCUGCACAACGUCGCUUUCUCCACUCUCUGGUCUCUCGGUGACGUGGACGGCUGCAUCGACCUGUUGGUGCGGACCGACCGUCUCGCCGAAGCAGUCCUCUUCGCGCAGACCUACAAGCCCUCGCGCGCCGCAGCCCUUGUCCUGCAGUGGAAGGCCUCCCUCGAGACGGCUGGCAAGACCAAGGUCGCCCGUCUGAUCGGCGUGCCUCCCGGCGCUCCCGACCAGGCGUCCACAGAUGACGACCUCUUCCCGGAGUGGGAUGAAUAUCUCCGUUUAGAAAAGGAAGGCUCUGUCCCCGAACCGCCGUCUUCGGAAUCCCUUAUUGACCUCAACGCGGACGAAGCUGCAGAAGCGAACGCUGCCGCUAACGGAGCUGCCGCUGACGGGGACGUAGAGGCAGAGGUUGAAGAAGACGUUGAGGAAGAAUCCGAGGAAGAAUCCGAGGAAGAAUCCGAGGAAGAAUCCGAGGAUGAGACAGAGGCGUAG